Messenger RNA from Trichomonas vaginalis G3, 2061 nucleotides. RefSeq lists its product as uncharacterized. The transcript has a single exon. Lineage: Eukaryota; Parabasalia; Trichomonadida; Trichomonadidae. Bases 1 to 2061 code for a protein of 686 amino acids. The record is from RefSeq and is a predicted model, not a curated record.
AUGAGGAGCUUAACUCCUCGGCUCCUACGCGAACAUGUACCAGUUGUCAGAGCUCCGGCUACAUCAAGAGUGAGAGGCCUUCCUAUCAAAAGGCUUCCCGGCGUUCCAUCUGGCCCAGGGGUAUUACAGAAGUGCGAUAAGCUAAAAAUCCCAGACAGCCCUAGGAUUGAGAACUUACGUAAAAAGUCAGAAUAUUCAUCGAAAGACCAAAUAAAUGACUUUAUUCAAUCCCAAGUUCGAAAAGCCGAGGAAGACAUAGCUGCAAGCGUUAUUCAGCAGCAUUGGAGAGAGACAAUGGAGAGAAGAAAAAAUCGUGUUAUUAAAGAGCCUGUGAAGAUGAAACCUUUAUCAAUUAAAUACAAUUUUGUCCAUCCUAUCAUGAUGAAAUGGCACGAAUUAGCUGAAGAUUUCCACGUUAUGAAGAGAAUACCAUCAGCAUACUCUUCAUAUUUGAUGAGAAAACAAUUUGGUCCUUUAUUUUGGGCUUUUCAAAUUCUCAAACGGAUUAAUAUAAUGAAAAACCACAAUAAAUUCUACAAAUACGAGUGCUAUAAGUACUUUCUCAUAGAAUGGAAUAUUUAUCAUGCAAACAUCCGUCGACAAGAAAAAUUAGAUAAAAAUUCAAUUAAAUUUAGACGACAUCACCUUAUUAUCCGUUCUUUUGCAGCCCUAAACAAUUAUAUGGUUGAGCAAAAGAAUAAAAAUAUUGCAAUUAGCCCUUAUAAACUUAAUAAGUUAUUAUUGACAAAAUGCCUUAAGAUUUUGCAAUAUAACGGAAAGUUACAACAUUUCAUUAAACAAAAGAAGCAUAAAAUUAUUUCGAAUUGGUAUUUGUUAAUAGACAGAAAAAUACUGAAUCGAAAUGCUUUAAAUUUACUUCAAAUUCGCACUAACCUUCAACUAUUUAAGAAAUACUUUACUAUUUGGCAGAAAAAUAGUUCAGAUUACUUAAUAUCAGAUUCCCUCAUCACAUAUAGCAUUCGCAAGCAUCGAAAUGAGCUCACACCUUUCUUUUACCUUAUGCAAGGCGAUUUUAUACACUAUACAUUUAUUAAAGCGUUUGUACUUUGGAAAAAUCGAAUUGCAAAGUCUCAUACAUCCCAUUCCUUUGCUGCCUUCGCAAUUAACGAUUCACGCCAAAUUACGGUGAAGCGAUAUCUCUUUGAAUGCUUUAAAUUCAACGCUGGAAUGAAAUGCCAGAAAAUUUUUUCUCCAUUUAAAACUCAUCAGCAAGUCCAACAGUCACAUAGGAAGAGGAGAAGUGUUUUUAUGUUCACAGAAGUUACCGAUCUUGAUCUACAAUACACUCUUAAAGCUCCAACUUCUAAUCUUAUUGACGCGCUUCAAAAUCAAUUUACUCAAGAGGAUCCAUGCGGUUCUCUUGAAACAUUAAAUCGUUUCCAACUACGAACUGUCCUUUACCAUUUAAUUUUAAUUUACGGUUGGAGAGAUAUGAGACAAGAUCUAAUCAAGACGCACAAAUCAUUCAAAAUUACACCAGAGAUCUUUUUUGAAAAGAAAUUUAAGCGAAAUAUGAAGAAAUUGCGAAAAUAUAAAUUACAACUUGAAAAUGUCAUUAAAAAGGAAAGUUUUGCACUAAGGCGUCGCACGCAGCGUGACCUGACCAUCACAUCUGCACACGAUGCACACGAAGCUGCAAAAGAAUGGUCGGAUCUUGAUCCAAGAUUUAAAGUAGUAUCCGAAACGAAGCCGAUUUCAUCGGUAACAAUACUCACAGAAGAGGUGAUGAACAAUAAUGCAUCAUCAUCUCCUGCAAAUACGCCAGAAACGCAUCCUCUGCUGAGAAAACUUUCUGAAGUAAGAGACGAUUUCAUGAAAUUUCAGCGAUCUCUCAGAAGAGCACCAAAAGAAAUUUUUCCCGAGUUCAGGGCAGGAUUCCACAUUGCCUUUCAUAAUAAUUCCCCUGCAACUGAAGAUCCUCAAGCGAUUCAAGCACUUUCGAUGAUAGAAAGCCCUUCACAGGCAUUCAAAAUACCUCAAAGUAAGAACAAUCGAAAGUUUGCUCUUCAAGAGCUCCAAGAUUUAAUUGGUCCAAAUUAA